AUUUUAAUAAAUAUUAUUUUAUUGUAAAUGAAGUUGUUAUUUCAUAUGCUUGAUUUAUGAAUUAAAGUCCUAACUUAUAAGAACAAAAUUAAAAUAAUAUCGCGGUAAAAUAUGUUAUUAAGAUAUUAGCGCCAUGUGCAAGACAAAGAUAAUAACACCAUUUGUAUGUGCCAUCUCGUUUUAACAUGCUCUAUCGGGCAACCCUGCUUGGUGAGUAUUCCAGUUAUCAUAUAGAAUUCAAUGAUUUAGAUAUUCUUUAAUCAUGAUUAUAAGUUCAGCUCGUAAUUCGUUGUCCGUCGUUAUUAGUACAAACAGCUGUUCUCGCGUUAUGAAACUGUUAUCGCGCGUAGUCCAAAACAAUGACAAUUCCGCGAUUCGAGGAUAUUUUCGGGUAAACUAAAAUACCUAUGAGUAUAUAUUUUUAAAGAUUUUGGUUGCCUCGGUCGGUAGGCUGACAAUAUCUAACUUGUCACGAGUUUUUGGAAUUAUUCCACGACCGCGUAACCUCCUCGUAAGUAUCUUUCCGUCUUAGUAUCGUUGUGUAGGUACUGUUGGUCACAAAUUUUAGGAUGAUUUUAGAUAGAAUUAGAAUAGAAUUCAUUAGUGUUCGAAGAAGGAAUGUGAAAUUGAGUAAGAUACAUAAACAAAUAAAUACAAUGAGUUCUGAAAUUGAGAAAUAUGUGAUAAAACAAAACCAACUCCAAAAUCAAAUUGAUGAGUUGUUUGCUGAGAAAAAAGUAUUACAAAACAAAAUUGACUUACUUAAUGAAUGUUUAUCAUUUGAUAAAAUAAAACGAAAAAUUUCUGAGUUGGAAAAUAAACAAAAAAUUUUGACAUCUUUAGAAAGUAUAAUUAACAAUCUAAAAAAUGAAAUUAAACCAUUGGAAUAUUUAAAACAUAUAUUGCAUAGACAACUUAUGGUUUCUACUUUAACUAGUAAUGAUUUGGAUACUCAAGAACAGAAAAAUUCAGAAAAUUCACAGUUAACUGCAAAUAGUGGAUGUGCCAUUGAAACAUUAGAUUCUUUAAGUGAUAUCAGUUCAGAAGAUAGUGUUAUGGUUUUGUCAGAGUAUGAAGUUGUUUCAGAUGAAGAUGUUAUAAGUGAUAUGGAAAAAUCUGUUUCAAACAAAGUUAUGUAUGAUGAAGCAUUACAGAUGGCAUCUAGUAUGCAUUCAUCAUUGUUUGAAUCAUUAACUAAAAAUACUGAAUCUAUUGCAACUUUAUCCAAUGUUAGUGACUUAAUGCAAGAUGUAAGUUGUGUGCAACCUAACUUAAAUGACAUUGUUGGCACAAUGAGUACAAGUAAUAAAAGUGAAGAACUUUUAAAAAUGUAUGAUGUAGUAAAGGAUAAAAAUUUAUUAAACUGUGGUAAAAAUGAUGAAGUUGAAUUGAAACAUAAUGCAGAGUAUGUUAAAUCAAUCGCACCUGGUGCUAACCAAGUGACAUUAUCUGACAAAGGAUCUAGUGAUAGACAUAACUCAUUAAAUAACAAGGAACAUAAUAUGUUGAAAUCGAGCAAUGAUUCAUGGGUUAAAGUCAAUGAAAAUGGUUUACUUGACAUUGCUCUUAAAAAUGAACCAACUGUUGACAUUAUUCAAGAAAUCAUUGAGGAUAACACAUUAUCACAAGGAAACAUAGAAAUACAUACCCAUAGACAGAAUAAUAAAUUGGCAAAUAGAUCAAAAGAUGAGAUUGAAAUACUACCAUUUAAAUUAAACACUGAAGAUAUCUCAAGAGAAUACAACAAACAAAAAGAAAAAAUUGAGAUAGAUGCCCAUAAACAAAAUUGUCAAUUGACAAAUGUUUUAAAAGAUAGCAAUGAGUUCACGCCUUUGAUACUUAACACUGGACUUAUUUCAAAUGAAUACAAUGAACAAAAAAAUAUCUUGGUAGAAACUCAUGUUGAAAAUAAUAAACAAUUAGAUCAAAAGUUUGAAUCAAAAGAAGACUCAAGUGUAAAUAAAAACUUUGAGAAUAUUUGUUAUUGUAUGGAAUAUAAUUAUGGAAAUGAAAUUCAUAAUCCAAUUUGUUUGACAAAUAAUUCAAAAGAUGAAAUUAAUUCAUUAAUGUUGAAUAUUGAAGUUUCUAGUGUCAUGAAAAAAUGUAAUGAUUUAUCUGUUAAUGGUGAUAAACCAUCUCCUUUUAAUAAUGAUGAAAAAUCCUUACAACCAUGUCACAUAGAUAAAUGUAGUAUUAUGGAUUUGAAUAUUGAACUAUCAAAUGGUAUUCGUGAUCAUGGCUUUGAGAAUUUUAUGACCUUGCAGCAGCAAUUUUUAUUUCAUUGUAUUAAUGGGCGUGAUAUUAUUUUUCAUUCAUACCCUUGUAUUGGAAAAUCAACCAUAUGUUUCAUUUCAGUAUUACAAAAAAUCAACACCAGUCUCAAUGAAUGUCAAGCCAUUAUUUUAGUUCCAACAUUAGAACUAGCAUUAUGUGGGCUUAAGAUGAUAAAAUCAUUUGGGAAAUUCUUAAAUGUUUCUACUUGUAUUGGUGGUUCCAAUGUUCCUCGUAAGGUUUCACCAGUUCCUCAUGUGGUCAUCAGUACACCUCAUGGUUUAUGUGACAUGAUCAAUUGUAAUUCAUUGUGUAAAGAUUUCAUAAAAAUACUUGUAGUUGAUGAUGCAGAUGAAAUGUUUAAUUACAAUGGAUUUUUUAACAAUAUUAGACGUGUGUUAUUAUUCCUCAAUAAUAACCCUCAACUAAUUGUAUUAUCAACUUCUAAAUUGGAGGAGAUUUUCGAUCAGUUUUCUGAAGUAAUGCAGAAUCCUGAGUACAUUAUAGUACCAGAUGAAAAACCUUCUUUGGAAGACAUUUUACAAUAUUGCGUUAAUGUACCUGAAGAAUGGAAAUUUGAUGCUCUCUAUGAACUUUAUGAAACUCUAAAUUUAAUGCGUACCGUUGUUUAUUGUAAAACAUGGAGUAAGUCUUUAGAAGUUGCAGUAAACCUGCGACUUAAAUCUUGUACAGUGUCUGCUGUACAUCAAGAAAUGGAUACUAGAGACCGAAAAUUCAUAAUACAAAAGUUUCGAUCUGAUCUAUGUAAACUGUUGAUUACUACUGAGUUGCUGAAAGGUGAAGAUUUUUCUGCAGUAUUGUGGAUUGUAAAUUAUGAUCUGCCUACAAAUUCAAAAGACUAUAUUUUUGAAGUUAAAAUUGAUGUGCCCAAUAUAUACCAAUUCAAACAAUAUUGACCAGAUGAAAACUUGGAUAGAAGAUCUAGUAUACUGUUGUCAAUAUUUUCAAUUCAUUAAAACAGUAAGUAAUCAACAGUUUUGAAGAAAACAAUGUCAUAGCUAUCAAAAAAUCGAAACAUUAAUGACAGUCAAAGAAAUGUAAUUCAAUUUAGUAUUUAUAAAAGCCAACUAUGGAAGUAUAUCAAGCUCUAUAACUUUGAAAGUUAUAUCUUCAGCUGAGGUAAUUGGUUUCGUAAAUGAUGCCAAAACUUUAUUUCAAAUAAUACAAGUAAUUAUGAAAAAGCUAUAAAGAAAAAAUUAGAAAGUUAAAAAUUACUUAAGAAAUACCUUGGGACGAGAUAUAUUGGAAUAUUUGAUGUUGAUGAAUAUAGGAAAAAUGUAUUGAAUAAAAUAUACGAUUCAAACGAUGUUGUAAAUAAAU
Molecule: messenger RNA, 3612 nt
Organism: Sipha flava (yellow sugarcane aphid)
Lineage: Eukaryota; Metazoa; Arthropoda; Insecta; Hemiptera; Aphididae
Product: pre-mRNA-processing ATP-dependent RNA helicase prp11-like
Exons: 7
Coding region: 570-3188 (872 amino acids)
Biological process (GO): cytoplasmic translational initiation
Cellular component (GO): cytoplasmic stress granule
Molecular function (GO): ATP binding; translation initiation factor activity
Source: RefSeq, a predicted model, not a curated record